Lottia gigantea (owl limpet) is the source of this 1227-nucleotide messenger RNA. RefSeq lists its product as hypothetical. The annotation marks the transcript as partial. The record is from RefSeq and is a predicted model, not a curated record. Gene Ontology annotation, biological process: monoatomic ion transmembrane transport; nervous system process; regulation of membrane potential. The transcript is spliced from 8 exons. Gene Ontology annotation, cellular component: membrane; synapse; neuron projection. Gene Ontology annotation, molecular function: extracellular ligand-gated monoatomic ion channel activity; transmembrane signaling receptor activity; neurotransmitter receptor activity. Lineage: Eukaryota; Metazoa; Mollusca; Gastropoda; Lottiidae.
GUUAGUAGAUUACUAGAUAAAUUACUUGAAAAUUACAGCAAACAUGUUACGCCUGGUUAUGGAGGUAAAUCUUUGAUUUUACGUAUAUCUACAGAUUUUGCUAUCAGAAGUAUGGGACCGAUCACUGAGAGUGAAAUGGCCUACUCCAUGCAGAUCUAUCUCAGACAACGUUGGUAUGACGAUCGUUUGAAAUUCACCAUUGACAACUUCACAGAAUUUACAUUGAGUAAUAAGGUCCUGAAGUCCAUUUGGAAGCCAGAUACUUAUUUCAUCAAUGGUAAAAACAGCAAGGCACACAAUAUUACUGUACCCAAUGCUUUUGUAAGGAUCAGACAUGAUGGGAGGUUGUAUAUGUCAAGAAGAUUGACGGUUCGAGCUCGCUGUCCAUUGAUGUUGUCAAGAUUUCCCAUGGAUAAAGCGUCAUGUCCACUCUAUAUCGCUAGUUAUGGUUACACAACGUCUGAUUUAAUAUAUUACUGGAAUCCCAAUGCCCCAAAUGUAGAUAUGCCGGAAGGAUUAACCAUGGCAACUUACGAAGUCGGUUGGGUAGAUACUUUCAAUGUAACUAGGAUGACAACGCAUGGUCCACAAUCUGUCCUAGAAGUACAAAUUCACAUGCAUAGAAAUUUGGGAUUUUUCAUCCUGCAGACAUUCCUUCCUUGUUACCUGAUCGUCAGUUUAUCGUGGAUCUCUUUUUGGAUCAACAGAGACGCUGCUCCUGCAAGGGUACUACUUGGUGUAACAACUAUUUUAAGCACUGCUCAAAUUGGUAUGUCUGUUCGUGAAGGUCUUCCUAGAGUCCCUUAUGCCACGGCAAUAGACGUCUUCCUAAAUGUAUGCCUUGUGUACGACAUGGCGGCUCUUAUACAAUAUGCUGCUGUCAACUACUUUACCAAAGUGAUGCCAGUUGAAGGUGGUGACGAAGAAGAAGAUGAGAUAAUAAUAUCAGAGCAAGAACACGAGAGAGAGCGUGAAACUCUUCUGUUGAACAAUGCUCAUGUCGAUCUAGAACAUCAGGGGUACAGGAAGAUUGGAUGUUACCAGAUGUUGUGGAGAUGCCUUUCUGGAAAUUCGGAUUUCCGCUUACAUCGAGUGAAUAGUGUAAAACCUGGAGCGACCAAUUCUGUUAGUGACAUAGACCUUAUGGCCAGAAUAUUAUUUCCCUCAACCUUCAUACUAUUCAAUGUGUGCUAUUGGGUUCUUUAUCUUCACAUUCCACAGAGUUGA